Messenger RNA from Musa acuminata AAA Group (dessert banana), 4163 nucleotides. RefSeq names its product leucine-rich repeat receptor protein kinase HPCA1-like. Bases 1156 to 4038 code for a protein of 960 amino acids. Lineage: Eukaryota; Viridiplantae; Streptophyta; Magnoliopsida; Zingiberales; Musaceae. The record is from RefSeq and is a predicted model, not a curated record. The transcript is spliced from 19 exons. Gene Ontology annotation, molecular function: protein kinase activity; ATP binding; protein binding. Gene Ontology annotation, biological process: protein phosphorylation.
GCAUUGCAUUCCUUCUCCAAGUCUCAGGCUCUCAAUCCUCCUCGCGAUUUCUGUGGGCCAUCCAUGGAAUCCCAAUCCCUCUCUGCAGGACCAGCAUUCCUUGCAACUUCUUCAUCAGAUCGAGACUGACAAUGUUGUCGUUGUUAUUUCCUUUCCUUUCGGCUCUCGUCGAUUGCUUGAGGCCCAAUGCGCGUAUAAUCUUCCACGAGUAGACUUGUCAAAGCAGUCUAUCAUAUUAUCACCAUCCAUGUCUUCCCACUCUUGAAUGUAUGAUAUCAUUUGUUUCGGAUUAGAUCAAUCAUUAUCUAUCAUCGGUAUGAGCACUCGUAGUCAUCCAGGAUGGAUCUUUAUGAAGAGAAAAGGAUGAUUUAUCCCUCCCUGGGCAUCGUCCCUGCUCACAUAAUCCAACGACAGCAUCACCUGUGCCCGACCACACACAAAAGCUCUAUCGAUCGGCCUGGGUGGAAGCCGUGUUUGACCUGUCUUCCCUGUCCUGGAGACCAGUGCUUUUCGCACCAUGGUCGUAUCCGAGCCAGCAUCGGCAGCAUUUCAUGAUGGUGUAUGCAUCUAAACCACAUCUUUACCCUCCCCACUGGUCCGUGAGAUCUUUGCCCUCCCCACCUACACGCAAUAAAUGGCUUCAACUACAUCGCAUGAAACCAUCUUCAGCUUGUUGUGUCACGUACGGUGCACAGGCUUGUAUCAAGUUGAGCUCGGAAAGUUCGGUGGGGGGGUCUUCGAUCGAGUGCGAAAGAGAGUGGAAGGGAAGGCAUGGCAUGGAGAGGGUCCACAACCCACACAACCAACCUUCCAACUAGCAACAGUUGCAGCCGAAGCCGAUGCCACCUUAAAGCUUGCGUUGGAUGCUCUGUGGAGUCAACGGAAUCUUUUGCUUGUUGACAUCAAUCAUGGUGCCGACAUCCUUUUGCCUUCGACCCCAGCGAGAGUCUUCCAAGAUCCAAACAAAACCAGAACUUGGUGUGGUAAUCCAAGAUUGACCGACUUUGAAGUCGAUGCACGGCACAGUUCUUUGGGAAAAAGCAUCUUCACCUUACGAUUCAUCACGUGUAGCACAGCACAGCUGCUUCUAAUACUCGACCAGCGUGCCCUGCAGCGGGUGGAGAGCUUCAUCGCUUCUCUAGGCCGCGCACUGAGAUGGGGACUCUCGUCUUCCUCCUGUUCGUGUUCCUGGCGAGUCUUCAAACCAGUUCGGGAAGCACAGAUGCCCAAGAUGUUGCUGCUCUACUUUCGCUGAUGACGCAGUGGCAGAACACACCUCCAAGCUGGGGGAAGACGGACGAUCCUUGCGGAACACCAUGGGAAGGAGUCCAGUGCAGCAAUUCCCGAGUGACAAGCCUGACGCUGUCAACCAUGGGUAUCAAAGGUACACUAGGAGACGACAUCGGGCAGCUCAGUGAAUUGAAGAUCUUGGAUCUGUCCUACAACACGAUGCUUGGCGGAACGCUCACUCCAAAUAUUGGGAACCUGAUGGAACUGACCAUUCUGAUCUUGGUGGGAUGCAGCUUCAACGGGAACAUCCCAGACGAACUAGGAUCGCUAGGAAACCUCUCUUACUUGGCUUUGAACUCGAACCAGUUCACCGGUAGCAUCCCAGCUUCCCUGGGCAAGCUUUCCAAUCUGAACUGGUUCGAUAUCGCAGACAAUCAGUUGACGGGGCCUCUUCCGAUCUCCACCGAAACAUCACCAGGCUUGGACCAGCUCGUCCGCACGCAGCAUUUCCACUUCAACAAGAACCAAUUAUCAGGUGCCAUCCCAGAAAAACUCUUCAGUUCUGACAUGACACUGUUACAUGUGCUUUUCGACGGCAACAACUUCACCGGAAAAAUUCCGGAUUCCAUAGGCCUCGUUCAGAAAAUUCAGUUUCUUCGAUUGGACAGGAAUGAUCUAAGCGGUCCGGUCCCUUCCAACAUUAACAAUCUUACCCACGUCAAGGAACUAAACCUAGCAAAUAACAGGUUGACAGGUAUGAUGCCAAAUCUGACUGGGAUGAAUAGCCUCAACUAUGUGGAUUUGAGCAACAACACAUUCGACGCAUCAGAAACCCCAGCCUGGUUCUCGGAACUGCAACAUCUGAGAGCUCUAGUGAUAGAAUCUGGAGGACUUUAUGGAGAGGUACCGAAAGAGCUGUUCAGCUUCACUCAACUGCAGCAAGUGAUCCUUGAUUACAAUGAAUUUAACGGAACCCUUGACAUGGGCAAUAGCAUCAGCCAGCAAUUACAGAUCGUAAAUUUCAAAAACAAUAAGCUUACAAGAGUUGCACUUGACAGCAGUUACGAUAGAACUCUCAUUCUCGUAGGAAAUCCUAUAUGCAAUCAGCUCUCCAAUACAAAAUUUUGCAGUCUUCGACAAGAGCCAGCAAUUCCUUCUUAUUCAACCAGUCUUGCCGAAUGUGCAGCGAACUUGUGUCCCCCAGAUCAGAGUCUCAACCCACAAAAUUGCAAAUGCGUCUACCCAUAUGAGGGAGUGAUGUUUUUCAGAGCACCUCUAUUCCGAGAUGUGACAAACAGCACACUGUUCCAAUCAUUGGAGAGCAGCCUGUGGAAAAAACUUGACCUUCCUCCUGGAUCAGUGUUUCUUCAAAACCCCUUUUUCAACAAUGACUCUUACCUGCAGGUACAAGUUAAAAUUUUCCCAUCCAGCGGAAUGUACUUCAACAGGUCUGAAAUUCUACAGAUUGGAUUCAAAUUGAGCAAUCAAACAUAUAAGCCGCCUGAAAUUUUCGGACCUUACUAUUUCAAAGCAUUCCAAUAUCCUUUCCCAGGCGUUGAAGGAAAAUCGCCAAUAGCUAUUGGCUUGAUCAUUGGAAUAGCAGUUGGUUGUGCACUUCUGGUUAUUGGACUUCUUCUCAUAACAAUCUAUGCCUUGAGACAAAGGAAACAGGCUCAAAGGGCCAUAAAACUAAGCAAACCAUUUGCAUCGUGGGCACACAGUGGUGAUGAAAUUGUUGAUGCACCACAAUUGAAGGGAGCAAGAUGGUUUUCGUACGAUGAACUUAGAAGAUGUACCAAUAACUUUUCAGUGUCUAAUGAAAUUGGGUCUGGAGGGUAUGGAAAGGUCUACAAGGGAAUGCUUCCAGGAGGGCAAGUAGUUGCAAUCAAGAGGGCACAGCAAGGAUCAAUGCAAGGUGGGCAUGAAUUCAAGACUGAAAUUGAGUUGCUAUCCAGGGUUCAUCACAAAAACCUGGUGGCUCUAGUGGGCUUCUGCUUUGACGAAGGGGAGCAGAUGUUGGUAUAUGAAUUCAUUCCAAAUGGAACAUUAAGAGAAGGCCUCUCUGGAAAGAGUGGGAUACUACUUGACUGGAGGAGGAGACUUCGAAUCGCACUGGGUUCAGCAAGAGGAUUGGCUUAUCUUCAUGAGCUUGCUGAUCCUCCAAUCAUCCACAGGGAUGUUAAGACAAGUAACAUCCUACUGGAUGAAAAGUUAAAUGCAAAGGUUGCAGAUUUUGGUCUCUCAAAGCUAGUAUCAGACAACGAGAAGGGGCAUAUUUCUACUCAAGUAAAAGGAACAAUGGGUUAUCUUGAUCCAGAAUACUACUUGACACAACAGUUGAGUGACAAAAGUGAUGUUUAUAGCUUUGGAGUGGUUAUGUUAGAACUGAUAACUGCUAAACAACCACUUGAGAAAGGAAAGUACAUUGUCCGUGAGGUGAAGAUGGCGAUAAAUGCAGAUGAUGAAGAAUUCUAUGGUUUAAAAGAGUUGAUGGAUCAUGCAAUCCAAAACGCAGCUUAUCUCAUAGCUUUCAGGAAGUUUGCAGAGUUGGCCUUGAGGUGUUUAGAAGAGUCAGCUGGAGAUCGUCCAUCAAUGAGUGAUGUUGUGAAGGAAAUCGAGAUAAUGUUGAAUGCUGAUGGUCUAAGUACAAACUCAAAUUCAGCAUCUUCAUCUGCCACAGAUUUUGGAUAUGCAAAAGGCGUUCCUAAACAUCCUUACGAUUCUCAUUCUAGAAAGGAUGUUAGCAGCAGCAAUUCUUUUGAAUACAGUGGUGGAUACACAUUCUCAACAAAACCUGAGCCCAAAUAACAAGGGAUCUCCAUUUCCAAUUAUCUUUUUUAUUUUUGUAUUUGGACAGUACAUAUUCCUCCAAGUGUCAAUGCAUUGCAGAACUACAGAAAAAGAAAAUUCUCAGCCUGCAGGUAACAUUCCAA